Molecule: messenger RNA, 1692 nt
Organism: Aspergillus sclerotioniger CBS 115572
Lineage: Eukaryota; Fungi; Ascomycota; Eurotiomycetes; Eurotiales; Aspergillaceae
Product: flavin-containing monooxygenase
Exons: 6
Coding region: 1-1692 (563 amino acids)
Molecular function (GO): flavin adenine dinucleotide binding; N,N-dimethylaniline monooxygenase activity; NADP binding
Source: RefSeq, a predicted model, not a curated record
AUGUCGUCCAAGGCUUCGCAGCAUGUAGGGAACAAUCGGUUCACCCGCUCCACUGUGGUCAUCGUCGGCGCCGGCAUAUCAGGUAUUUGCAUGGCGAUCGACCUUCUCCGCCGCACGCCCACCCGCAACAUUAUCAUCCUUGAAAAGGGAAGCAGGGUCGGAGGAACAUGGGCUGACAAUCGAUACCCCGGCGCUGCAUGCGAUGUCCGCAGCUCGCUGUACAGCUUUUCAUUUGAGCAGUGUCCCACCUGGACGGAGGAGUUCCCUCGUCAGAAAGAAUUACUGGAAUACCUCACGGAUAUUGCCCAGAAAUACGGCCUCUAUCGGUACAUCCGGUUCAACUCGAUGGUGCAGGAAGCGCGCUGGGACGACAGUCAGCUGCAAUGGAAGGUGCAGGUGGCCCUGACUGGCGCAAAGGAUAGCCAAUUCCAGGAGGCAUACGAGAUUACCACCGACUUCCUUAUAUCGGCCGUCGGUCAGCUCAAUAUACCCAGCUAUCCUAGAAUCCCGGGCCUGGACGAUUUCACCGGCAAGAUGAUGCACUCCGCCAGAUGGGACUGGGGCUAUGACUUUGCAGAUAAACGAGUGGCUGUAAUUGGCAGCGGCGCCACCGCGGCCCAGAUUGUUCCCGAAAUGGCCAAAACCGUUUCUCACCUCACCGUUUACCAACGCACCCCGAAUUGGAUCUUCCUACGCGGGAACAAGCCCGUGUCUGCCAUGGAGCGAUUUCUUUUAACUUAUGUGCCUCUUGUACGCUGGUGCAAGCGAGCCAUGAUUAUGCGGAUUAGGGAAUGGUCAUAUAGUCCCGUCACGAAUCCUGAAUCGGGCACCGCCCACCAAGUCAAGGAGUGGGCGCUGGCGAGGAUGAGAUCCAACCUACCGGAUAAGCCCGACUUGUGGGAGGCUUUGACACCCAAAUACUCCUUUGGAUGCAAGCGCGUUCUCUUCUGCGAUGACUACUAUCCGACGCUGAAUUCCAGUCAUGUUGAUCUCGAGACACGGUCAAUCCAGCGUAUAACGGCUACGGGCAUCCAAACAGAGGGUGACGGGAAUCAGGAUUACGACCUGAUCGUUCUGGCGAGUGGGUUCCGCGCUUCAGAGUUCCUGCAGCCGAUAAAAAUAUAUGGCUCCCACGGUCGACCGCUCGAGGAUAUUUGGAAAGGGGGAGCCACGGCGUAUCGUGGUGUGGUGGCAGAAGAUCUGCCGAAUUUCGGAAUGCUAUACGGACCUAACACAAACCUAGGCCACAACUCCAUCAUCUUGAUGAUUGAAGCACAGUCGAAGUAUCUGAGCACGUUGGUUGGAGCAGUCGUCGAAUCCAAGGAGAAAGGCCAGUCCUUGGCACUACAGCCCCGACCGGACGUGGUACGAGAAUACAACGAACGCAUCCAAGACCGACUGUCCAAGACCAGCUUCGCCGAUCCCAGCUGCCGGAGCUGGUAUAAGACCAAAGACGGUCGGAUCACGAACAAUUGGCCGGGGACGGUGGUGGAGUAUCAAGAGCAGAUGUCCCAGCUGCAAUGGACGGACUACCUCAUUCAGGGCACUGGAGCGGAGUUUAUGAAGAAGAAAAAGGCAGCGUGUAUCGCCCGAGUCAAGGAGGAGAUGCCGGUUAGCACGACGACAUUGGUGUUGGGACUGGUCAUGGUGGCCGGGGGGUGCUAUCUGCGCACCACGCGGGGGUGGAGGUAG